Molecule: messenger RNA, 1245 nt
Organism: Penicillium malachiteum
Lineage: Eukaryota; Fungi; Ascomycota; Eurotiomycetes; Eurotiales; Aspergillaceae
Product: Maltose permease
Exons: 7
Coding region: 1-1245 (414 amino acids)
Biological process (GO): transmembrane transport; carbohydrate transport
Cellular component (GO): membrane
Molecular function (GO): carbohydrate:proton symporter activity
Source: RefSeq, a predicted model, not a curated record
AUGAUGACCACGGACACAAUCGGUGGUCUUUAUGGUGGUCGUUUAGUCAUCGGAUUUGGGAAUGGGUUUCUUAUGACAUUCUCUCAACUUUACAUCCAGGAGUGCUCGUCCGCUCGUUACCGUGGUCUCAUGCUCGGCUGGUUCCAAUUCUGGACAUCAUUCGGAUCUCUCAUCGGAACUAUUGUGGAUAAUUUUACCGAAAAGUCGACUGGAAAAAGCAGUUAUAUCAUUCCACUAGGGAUCAUCUUCAUUAUACCCGCAAUCCUAUGCGUGGGCAUGAUAUUCAUCCCAGAAUCCCCUCGUUGGUUGCUCCAAAAUGGCAAUCUUGCAAAGGCUGAAGAAUCCUUGAUCUGGUUGAGACCCGACAGAAACACUGUGAAUAAAGAGAUCGUCGAUAUUCAGCAUGCUAUUGAGCUGGAGAAUAAUCUGUCGGGUGCAUCUGUAUGGGAUAUGUUCACCAACCCUGUUGAUCGUCGUCGAACGAUCCUGGCUGUUGCUGGGGUCAGUACUCAGGCUGCUUCAGGAGCUAUGUAUAUGAUCUCGUACGGCACUUACUUCUUCGAAAUGGCCGAGGUUGGAAAUGCCUUUGAGAAUAGCUGCAUUCUCACUGCACUGGGGGUGGUAGCAAUUUUGCUCAACAUUUUAGUCGUUACUCACAUUGGUCGUCGAAGACUCUUCUUAACCGUUGGUCUUAUCAUUUGUGGAUUUAGCCAGCUCAUGUCAGCGGCUGUGUAUACCGUCAACCCCGGGACACCUACUACGGGCAAAGUGGUCGUAGCAAUGGCGGUUAUCUUCAUUUUUGCUUAUAAUGGAAUGGUAUCUACCUACGCCUGGGUUUCUGGUGGCGAACUGCCUUCUCAACGACUGCGUUCAUACACAUUCGGUGUAGCGGCAGCGAUUGGAUUCCUCGGAGCUUGGCUUACCACAUUUACUGCACCUUAUUUCAUCAAUGUGGCAGAGUUGAACUGGGGUCCAAAAUAUGGCUUUAUCUGGUUUCCGUCAUGCCUUAUCGCUGCUACAUUUAUUUACUUCUUCUUGCCAGAGGUUAAGGGGCGUACCUUGGAAGAGAUCGAUGAAAUGUUUGAACAACGUGUUCCAGCUCGGAAGUUUUCAUCGUACAAGUGUGUUGGAACUGCUGCUCUUGAUGCAAAGUUGAAGAGCUCUGGAGAUUUGAAAGAUGCAGCAUCGAGAAACUCUGGAGAUCCAAGCAAGGCUGCUGUCGAGGCUAUUGAGAACAAAGCUUGA